UUUUUUUUCUUUUUUUUUUACCAAACCAUCCUUUAAAGAUUAUCGUCUUUCUCUUCCUUUGAUUAUACCUUAAAUCACAUUCUUUCUCCUUUUUUUUGAAAAAAAUUUAUAAAUUAAAUUUCAAAAAUGGGUGUACAACAAUCAAAAAAGAUGACACCUAAAAAUCAUCAUCAUAAACAAAAAUCUUUUGCAAGCGAGAGUGAAUUAAAACAUUUACAUUUGAUUACUUCUGAAUUGAAUAAUGUAAAAGAUCUUGAUAUAAAGUAUAACUCCGAAACAAUCGAUAGAAUUGUUUCGCAACAAUACUUACUCAAACAUAUCUGGAAGGGUAAUUUUAGUUCCCCGAUUAGAGAUUUAUUGGAAUCUGGAAGUGUGAAUGCUCUCGAAAUCAAAUGUGGCCCAGGUACUUGGAUUUUGGAUAUGGCUACAGAAUUUUCAAGAUGUUCUUUUACAGGAAUCGAUUUGAUACCAAUUUUUCCUUCUGAAAUAAGGCCAAAAAAUACAAAAUUCUUUCUCGCGAAUAAACCCGAAUAUUUACCUUUCCCUCCUUCAACAUUUUCUUAUAUACAUAUAAAUUUUAUUGAACAUAUGCAUAACGAACAUUCAUUUUGUCAAAAUGAUAUAAUAAAUGAUAUUAUUAAUAUCAUGAAAUGUGACUCAUGGUUAGAAAUAACUACUUGGAAUUUGGAAUUUGAGAAUGAAAGAGUUGGUCAUAUCACUCAAAAAUUAAUUUCUGCCAUGAAAACAUGUUUCGAAAAUUAUACUUCAUUAUCCGAAACAAUUUCUUCAUUACCUUCAAAUUGUGAUCAAUUAAAGAAUACAAAUAUUCUGACAAACAAUAUACCUGUAGGUAAAUGGGGAGGCAUUAUCGGUGAAUUGGUAAUGCAAGAUUUGUUAAUUACCUUUAAACAACAUGGUAAUAAAAUUUGUAAAAAGUUGGAAAUCACUCCUAAACAGUAUGAUUCAUACUUGGAAGAAUUUGUUAAAGAAAUUGAAGAAAAUCAAACCGUCUUCAAAACGUGCAGAUUUUAUGGUCAAAAGAUAUAAUAAUAAUCGGAUGAUUUCGAUUUCUUUAACGUACAUUAUGAAUAUAAACUCUUUGAAACCUUUGUUUCGAGAGUUUAAUGUACAUAUCUGUACUUUACUGUACUUUAUAUAUUUUACAUAUAUUUUACAUAUACCUCACAUUAAACUUUACAUAUACUUCGCACAUACUUUUACACUUACUUUUACAUACUUUUCGCAUACUUUUACAUACUUUUUUUUUCACAUACUUUUUCACACAACACACUUUUACAUAUAAUUUCGCAUACAUACUUUUUUUAUAAAGACACUUUAUAUACAUAUUUAAAAAAAAAACGGGGGAGUAAUCUCGGGGGAAGUAAUCUUGGGUUAAAAUGACAUUUUUUUUUAUUAUUUGUCAUUUUAGUAAUUAUUUUAUAUAUACAGUAUAUA
This is a messenger RNA of Rhizophagus irregularis DAOM 181602=DAOM 197198, 1455 nucleotides long. RefSeq lists its product as uncharacterized. Lineage: Eukaryota; Fungi; Glomeromycota; Glomeromycetes; Glomerales; Glomeraceae. The record is from RefSeq and is a predicted model, not a curated record.